Molecule: messenger RNA, 1698 nt
Organism: Didymella exigua CBS 183.55
Lineage: Eukaryota; Fungi; Ascomycota; Dothideomycetes; Pleosporales; Didymellaceae
Product: NIF-domain-containing protein
Exons: 5
Coding region: 1-1698 (565 amino acids)
Cellular component (GO): plasma membrane
Molecular function (GO): phosphoprotein phosphatase activity
Source: RefSeq, a predicted model, not a curated record
AUGAGCACCGACCCGACCCUGUCAGCUCCCGGCGCAUCGUCGACCGAGAAGCCUUUUGCAGGCCUAGGUACUGCCCAGCCCAACGGCGACGGCAUGUCUCACCGCCCCCUUCCGCACCUGUGCUCGCACACAAUCGUGCUACCCGAGACUUCUUCCACCGCCGAAGGCAAGCAGCCGCUGCUGGACGUGCCCUCGAGUGCAAAUGAUGCACAGACACCUUCUGGGACUGGCCUGAGUGGAGUCACUGCCGCCGACGCGGAGAGCAUUGGAAAAGGAUCGAAGCACUCUAAGCGCAGCUUCAUGGGCAAGCGAAGGGCAGCAAGCACUGCGAGCAGCAAGCGCUCUGGACAGCCAACCAACCACCCCGACAAGACCGCUCAGGCACCCUCGCUUCCAGCCAUGCCUGCCGCCAACCGCGAGGGCUCGACAAGAAGCAAGGCGAGAAAAACCGGUGGGCUGCUUUCAUGCCUACCAUGCUUCGCGCCCAAGGACGUACGGGAAGAGGGUACGCCUCUGGAGAAUGUCAAGCGCACCGAGAAGAUCCCGGAGGGCCGUACGUCGCAGUCGACUCCAGUAAGGAAACAGUAUCCGCUUGCUGCUGCCGAGUCGAGCACUGCGGAGUCGAAGGACCCGGUUGACGAGAAGGCGCCCGCUGCGACAUUCGGCAUGGGUGCCGUCGAGAAGCCCAGAUCUGGUGGUGAUGGUACUGCUGAGCCCGCCAGGCCUUCGCACGACAACCCACCCCAGAUCAUCACUAGGAGCUCGUCUAAGCGGCAGCAAGCUUCCGAGGCAGCACUCCCUCCGAUACCUGUCCAGCCUGGUCUAUUGCAGACCAACCAGCCCAUCAUCAACGUUCAGAACCCCACUCCUGGCACUACUCCUGUCGUUGGCAGACCUUCCGAGGAGCAACAAAGAAUCAUCGAGGAUCAGACCGAGGACCAGAAAGCCUUGGAUGCUGAUAUCGAGAUGAAGGAUGUCCCAUUGUCGACCAACGACGUGCACCAGGAAGGUGAAGACCCAGACGCCGCAGUUGCAACGACGGAACAGCCCAAGGUUGACCUUCCACCUCCACCUCCGCUUGAGCAGAGACAAGAUGCUGUCCAAAAACAAACGUCAGAGAUGUCCGAAGCUUCUGAGCCGCAGAAGUACCUGCUUGGUCCAAUCGAGCCUAGGUUCAAGGGCAAGAAGUGUUUGGUUCUUGAUCUCGACGAGACUUUGGUCCACAGCAGCUUUAAGAUACUGCAGCAGGCCGACUUCACUAUUCCUGUUGAAAUCGAGGGCCAAUACCAUAACGUAUACGUUAUCAAACGUCCUGGCGUCGACCAAUUUAUGAAGAGGGUCGGCGAGCUGUAUGAGGUUGUCGUGUUUACCGCGUCUGUUUCAAAGUACGGUGACCCACUUCUUGACCAGCUUGACAUCCAUGGCGUCGUACACCACAGACUGUUCCGCGAAAGCUGUUAUAAUCACCAGGGUAACUACGUAAAGGAUCUCUCACAAAUUGGUCGUGAUCUGAAGGACACUAUCAUUAUCGACAACUCGCCAACCUCGUAUAUCUUCCACCCGCAACACGCCGUCCCGAUCAGCAGCUGGUUCUCUGAUGCCCACGAUAACGAACUCCUCGACCUGAUACCCGUCCUCGAAGACCUUGCUGGCAACCAAGUCAGUGACGUUAGUUUGGUGCUCGAUGUUGCUUUGUAG